AUUUGUUUAUAACUUUCAAAUAGAAACGCUUCGAAGCAGAAAUUCUAGAUUGAAUCAAACCUUCGCCAAUUUAGAAUUCCAAAGGCAUAAAAUCGACGUACGAAGGCCGUUGAGAGUGGAGCACAAAGUGAGGUUGAGAUAAAUAGCAAUAUUGUGAAUAUCUAAUGGAUGCUCAGAAUUUAAGUCCCGUAUCGCCUCCCCCUUUUCCUGGGUCGGCGUCGACGAGUUCCACAUGCAAGAAAAUGUUGAUGAACAAUUUAAAGCCUAGAAGGUGCAGCUAUGUGUCCACAGCAACAAGAGAUUUAUGGGAUCGUCUAUUCGAUAAAGGCUAUAAAGCAGAUGUUUGCAUUAAUACUCACAAUGGUGGUAUUCUCUUUGCUCAUUCUAACGUUCUUGGGAUGGCUUCUCCAGUAUUGAGAGGCGUGCUUCAGCGUCAGCGAUCAAUCUCCAUUCUUGGGGUUCCACAUGAUGCUGUCCGAGUUUUUAUUAGAUUCCUGUAUUCAUCCUGCUACGAGAAAGAAGAAAUGGAGGAAUUGGUGUUGCCUUUGUUGGUGCUGUCACAUGCAUUUGUUGUACCUCACUUGAAGCGUGAAUGUGAAGAGAAGCUAGAGAUGAGUUCACUCACCAUAGACAACGUAGUUGACGUAUUUCAGCUUGCAUUGCUAUGCGAUGCUCCACGGCUGAGCCUAAUUUGUUACCGGUUGAUCUCAAAGAAUCUCAAACCUGUUUCAGAGCCUGAAGGUUGGAGGGCAAUGAAGCAGAGUCACCCAUUUAUGGAAACCGAAAUUCUGCAACAUAUGGCUGUGGAAGAAAAUAGAAAGAGGAUGAGGAAGAGGAAGAGUGAAGAAAGGAAGAUGUAUAUGGAACUGUACGAGGCAAUGCAGGCACUGGUUCACAUCUGUAGAGAUGGGUGUCGAACAAUUGGUCCACACGAUAAAGAUUUAAAAGCAAAGGAGGCUCCUGUGCAUUAUUUUGCCUGCAAGGGGAUAGAAUUGCUUAUUCGUCAUUUUGUUGCUUGUAAAUUAAGGGUCCCACGUGGUUGCAUGCAUUGUACGAGAAUGUGGCAAUUAUUGCAGUUACAUUCUCGACUAUGCGGCCAUCCCCACACCUGUAAAGUUCCUUUAUGCAGGAGCUUCAAGCAAAAAUUAUCGAAUCAAAGAAAGAAAGAUGAGAUGAAGUGGAAAACAUUGGUUCAAAAGAUUUUGAGAACAAAGGGUAUUGCCGUGGCGCCGAUUUUUCAACAGCAAUAGCCAAAAGUUCGAGGCGAUGAAACGAAAUUAGUGUGAAAUCAG
Neltuma alba is the source of this 1292-nucleotide messenger RNA. Its product is annotated as BTB/POZ and TAZ domain-containing protein 4-like. The transcript is spliced from 9 exons. Bases 165 to 1250 code for a protein of 361 amino acids. The record is from RefSeq and is a predicted model, not a curated record. Lineage: Eukaryota; Viridiplantae; Streptophyta; Magnoliopsida; Fabales; Fabaceae. Gene Ontology annotation, molecular function: protein binding.